Messenger RNA from Sphaerulina musiva SO2202, 1873 nucleotides. RefSeq names its product FAD/NAD(P)-binding domain-containing protein. Gene Ontology annotation, molecular function: N,N-dimethylaniline monooxygenase activity; NADP binding; flavin adenine dinucleotide binding. Lineage: Eukaryota; Fungi; Ascomycota; Dothideomycetes; Mycosphaerellales; Mycosphaerellaceae. The transcript has 2 exons. The coding region runs from base 1 to 1857 and encodes 618 amino acids. The record is from RefSeq and is a predicted model, not a curated record.
AUGGCAGGAGAAGAAGACCAGCACCGCCGGCGGCAUGGAGAAGCGACAGUAGUGAUUAUCGGAGGAGGAAUUUCUGGAAUUUGCGUCGCAAUUGAUUUACUCAAGAGGAACAAUUGUAGAGAUUUUGUUAUUUUGGAGAAGAGUGCGGGCGUGGGGGGGACUUGGCUAGACAACAAAUACCCCGGCUGCUGCUGCGACGUCUGGUCCGCCCUCUACUCCCUCAGUUUCGCACAAAACCCCAACUGGACACGCGAAUACCCCGGGCAAGAAGAAAUCCUCGCCUACCUCACCGACGUUGCUCAGGAAUACAAACUCUAUCCUCACUUCCGCUUCAACUCCUCCGUCACAGGCGCCACCUGGGACACGGAAACCAAAAAAUGGCUCGUCCACGUCUCCACGGCCGCAGGCAGCAAAGAAGCCGAAUUCCACGCUUCAUAUACGCUUCAAGCAGAUUUUCUCGUCAGUGCAGUUGGACAAUUGAAUAUUCCAAAAUAUCCUUCUGCAGCAUCAAUUCCUGGAAUUGAAGAAUUUACGGGCAAAAAAAUGCAUUCGGCUCGUUGGGAUUGGUCGUAUAAUUUUCGAGAUAAAAAAAUCGCUUUGAUCGGAAAUGGUUGUACAGCAGUUCAAAUCUUGCCCGAACUCGUCGCUGGAGGAGCGAAAUCUGUCACGCUAUUCCAACGAACCCCGAAUUGGGUUGUGCCGCGAGGUGAUGGACCCGUAUCUCCCUUGUGGCGGAAUAUAUACAAAUAUAUCCCUGGAGUGUUGGCUCGUAAACGAGCGACUCAGAUGGAUUUUCGAGAGGAACAAUUUCAGUUUAUUAAUUAUUCGAAUCCGGAAAUGGCGGAGGCGUACAUGGCAGCGCAUCGGGAGAAGUUGCGAGAGAAUUUACCGGACAGAAAGGAUUUGUGGGAGAAAUUGACGCCGAAAUACGGAUUGGGGGCGAAGAGGUUGAUUAUUUCAGAUGAUUAUUUUCCCACGUUGGCGAGGGAGAAUGUUUUUUUGGAGACGAGGGGGAUUGAAAGGAUUGAGGGGAGGAGGAUUUUAGUCCGUGAUGAAGAAGAAGAAGGGAGUGAAACUAAAAUCGUCGAUUCUCUUCCCUCCUCCUCCUCCUCCUCUUCUUCCGACGACGACGACGGAUUCGACCUCCUCAUCUGCGCCACCGGCUUCCUCACAACCUCCUUCCUCCACCCCCUCACCCUCACAGGCCCCUCAGGCAUCCCCCUCUCCUCAACCUGGUCCUCCACCUCCUCGGCAGGCCCUCAAGCCCUCUACGGAAUCACCGUCCCCUCUCUCCCCAACUUCGCCAUGCUCUACGGCCCCAACACCAAUCUCGGCCACAAUUCCAUCAUUUUGAUGAUUGAAGCUCAAUCGCGAUAUAUAAAUGCUUUGAUUCGCGUGAUUCUUGACGCGAAAAGACAAGGGGGGGUGGUUACGACUUUGAGACCGAGAGAAGAUGUUACGGAGCGGUAUUAUGAGAUGAUUCAGAAAGAGUUGAGGAAUUCGGUGUUUUGGGAUGAGAAGGUGGAGAGUUGGUAUAAAAAUGAUCAAGGCGUGAUUGUGAAUAAUUUUUCGAGAUCGGUGGUGGAGUAUCAGAAAUUGGUGGAGAAGGUGGAUUUGGGGGAGUUUGAGGUGGAGGAAUGGGGGUUUGAAAAAGGGGAGGGGGAUGGGGAUGAUAAGAAGAAAAAAGUUGCGAGGAGAGAGGGAAAGAAAAAUGAUGAGAUUGUGUAUGUGGGGAGGGUGAGGGAGGAAACUGUUGUGUCGGAUCGCAUGUUGAUGGUUAUGGGGGUGGUGAGUACGGUUGCGGUCGCGGGGGCUUGGGCGGUUAGGAGGUUGGGGGGGUUGCAGAGGUUGGGGUGAGGUGAGGUGAGGUGAG